Molecule: messenger RNA, 1302 nt
Organism: Cylindrotheca closterium
Lineage: Eukaryota; Bacillariophyta; Bacillariophyceae; Bacillariales; Bacillariaceae
Source: the annotation of a GenBank genome assembly
AUGACAGCCACCGUUGUUGCAAACAGCAGCCAAGAUAACCGCCCAAAGCGAGCAUACGCUGCUCGUACUCCCAAAUGGCAACGAUUUCAAGCAAAAUUGUUGGUUCCCUCUACGAAAGCAGCAGGAGCUGUAUCCAAGGAGGAAAGCUCCGUCUUUCCCUACCAACGCCAAUAUUCCAGCGUCUACUACCAACGACUCAUGGCACUCAAGCCUCGAUGUUGGAAAGCCAUGGAAAAUGAAACCUACAAGAAGAUUGACCGUGUGUUGGGUCUGCGCGAAAAGGUUCCCAGCCUUGUUGUUGGUACUUUGGUGAAGGAAUCCACGGACCCAAAGGAAGAUCCAAUGGUCUCUGAUUCCGAGUGCCGACCCUCCGAUCAACUCUAUCUCGAAGACGAGAGUGGUCGCGUUUCAUUAGAACUUAAGGAAACUCAUCAGUUUUGCACCGGAGUCGUCAUUGGGGUCAAAGGGGUGGUGGAUGCCAGUGGAACUUUUCAGGUGGAAGGAUUGUUCCCUCCGGCUACUCCCGACCCAGUGACAUUGACUGGGGGCAUUACACAGUCAACGCCUGCCUCCCACAGUCCCCACCUUUUGAUUGUAUCGUCGCUUCUUUGCGCUGACGCGGACGUUUCCUCGCUCUCACGAGAAAUGCUUGUUGCAUACCUCCAAGGGCAGUUCACUUUGGACGCUGCCAAGGUCUGCCGAGUUUUGGUCGCUGGCAACGGACCUGGAGCGCAAGAUGUACUACAGGGAGUGAAGGAUCUAGAUUGUUUCGGUAUGCAAUUGAAAUCCUGUGGUAUCCCGAUGGAUAUCAUGCCUGGCAAAAAUGAUCCAACCACUGCCAACUGGCCUCAGCGACCGCUACAUUCCUCUCUAAUUCCAAACUCUGGAAAUUUUAUUUCUCGAGUCCCGAAUCCCUAUGCAGCAGGUCAUGGAAAGCAGCUCGUCGUCGGUACUGAUGGGGCCAACAUUUUCGAUUUGCAAAAAUUCAUUUUGAACGAUCAGAGUGAAAGGAUAUCGGAGCUGGAUGCUUUGGAGAAGACCUUGGAGUGGAGCCAUCUUUGUCCAACUGGCCCCAGCAGUGUGCCAACUGUUCCGCAUACUGAACGUGACCCAAUGGUGUUGGAACAAAAGCCACAAGUUUACUUUUGUGGAAAUGCCAGCAAGUUUGCUCACAAGGUCUGGGAGGAUGGCACUGUCUUGUUGUGUGUUCCCAAGUUUAGCGAGACAUCGGAAGCUGUCUUGCUCAAUCUCGAAACUCGAAAAGUGGAACUUUUGAGGUUUGAUAGCAAUGAAUCAUCCUAA